AGAGGUAAACUGUUUUAUUAAAAGAGUGGCGGUAUUUUUAAAAGCACCUUUUUAAAAGCUAUGUCUGCACCAAAUAUGUAACCAUAGUAACAGGACGUGGUGUCGACUUACUACAACACAUGAGCUGAGAGCUUAUUGUAGAGUGGUGCGAACUGGUUAUUUUUGGGUGAUUUAGUGAACACAAACAGCAUAGAUUUAUCUUGUGUCAUAGUCACAACUUUUUAAUUAAUUGUUCGACUCGCCACAUCAUAGAAAUUGGCAGGCACACAGCGUUUCCUGUCGGAGCUGACAGCCAUCUGUCCGCUGGGGGAAGCUGUCACGGAUGUCUGGUGGGGAGAAGGACCUAUAAAGGUAUCCUACAUUUUCCCAAAUGGAGACAGAUAUGAAGGAGAGUGCAGCAGAUCUGAAUCAGGGGUGAUCAUGAGGAGUGGCACUGGUAAACACACUUCACCAAGUGGGGUCAUAUACAAUGGAGAGUGGCAUGAGGACAAAAUGCAUGGCAGAGGGACCCUGCAACAUCCUUCUGGAGCACUAUAUGAAGGAGAAUUCAGAGACAACAUGUACCAUGGCACAGGAACGUAUACCUUCCCAGAUGGUUCUACUUACAAAGGUCACUUUCACAAGAACAGGUUGGAAGGAGAAGGAGCAUUCACUAAUACAGAAGGACUGGUUUGGACAGGAGAGUUUCACGGCAAAGCAGCACUGGGCUUGAAAAUGCAGCUAAACUUUUAGGCAAAACAAGCAUUAUUGUACUGCAAUGCAUGAACUAUUGUAUGAAACUGUGCUGUAUAUCUAUAUUAAAAUGAAGUGUAUUACAA
Monopterus albus (swamp eel) is the source of this 818-nucleotide messenger RNA. It is a transcript of the gene morn2, whose product is annotated as MORN repeat containing 2. Bases 421 to 732 code for a protein of 103 amino acids. The transcript is spliced from 5 exons. The record is from RefSeq and is a predicted model, not a curated record. NCBI's taxonomy places the organism in Eukaryota, Metazoa, Chordata, Actinopteri, Synbranchiformes, Synbranchidae.